AUGCGAGCCUACAGCAGCCGGGAGAAGUGGGUUCUGGUCGGUGUGAUGAGGGAGGAGUGGAGGGCGAGCUGGUGCAAGCAGCGGUGGGAGGACAUGGGCACGCGGGACACGGAGCAUCCGCGCGUCAAGGCCGCGUCAGGGGAUGCAGCAGCAGAGCGGGAGCUGUCGUGGGCAGCGGAUCCAGAGUGGGCUUCUUACAAACUGGGAAUAUUCAUUUGUUUGAAUUGCUCUGGAAUCCAUCGCAAUCUUCCUCAGAUCAGCCGGGUCAAAUCCCUUCGGCUUGACUUCUGGGAGAACGAUCUUACAGAGUUUAUGAAGAAGCACGGGAAUGUCUGUGCCAAAGCUAAAUAUGAAGCGAAAGUCCCUCCCUACUAUUACAUCCCCCAGUCCUCUGAUUGCUUGGUUUUAAGAGAGCAAUGGAUCAGAGCUAAAUAUGAGCGUGAGGAAUUUGUUGCCACCCGAGUCUGCCAAGAUCCGUGUUCUGCAGGUAGCCGUGAAGGAUUCCUCUGGAAGCGUGGGCGGGAAAGCAGACAGUUCCAGAAGAGGCGAUUUCUCCUAUCAGCAAGGGAAGGGGUGUUGAAGUACUACACCAAAGAAUCCAGAGGUCCAAAAGCCAUUAUCAACAUUGAGAACCUGAAUGCAAUGUUCCAGACAGAGAAAAUCCAACAUGCUCAUGGGCUGCAGAUCACAUACAACACAGAUGGUCAAACAAGGAACCUUUUUGUCUACCACGAAAGUGGAAAGGAGAUUGUUGACUGGUUCAAUGCCAUUCGGGCAGCACGUUACCAUUAUCUCAGAACAAUCUUCUCAGCUGUCCCUGAGCCUGAGCUCAUACCCAGGAUCACAAGAAAUUACGUCAAAGAAGGAUAUAUGCAGAAAACAGGACCAAAACAGAAGGAGGCCUUUAAGGUGCGCUGGUUCUGUCUGGAUUCUCAAGAAAGGAACCUGAUGUACUUUAAAAAUCCACUGGAUGCAUUUGCACAGGGCCAGGUUUUUAUUGGAAGGAUGGAUGCAGGAUAUGAAGUACGAGCUGGCUUGCCCCAGGGAGUGCGGGUGAAGAAGAGGAAACCGGCGAUCACUGUGGUCACGCCAAUGAGAGAGUUUGUGUUUAUAUGUGAGAACGACAGGGAGCAGAGGGAGUGGAUAGAUGCCUUAAAUGGAGUCAUUGCCCAGCCUUUGACUGGUUAAGACUAGCACUGAAUUCUGGUGAACUGCACUUCUCAGGCUCUGUUCAGCACUGCUCUGUGGCCUCACUGUUGGCAAGGAUGGUGCUCAAAGCCCUGCAGUGACUCUGACAAAGGGCUUCUUCCUUCAACAGCCACAGGCACAGGAAGGGUGGCCACAGAGAAACGAG
Messenger RNA from Eurypyga helias (sunbittern), 1354 nucleotides. RefSeq names its product arf-GAP with dual PH domain-containing protein 2-like. The transcript is spliced from 10 exons. Gene Ontology annotation, cellular component: plasma membrane; intracellular membrane-bounded organelle. The record is from RefSeq and is a predicted model, not a curated record. NCBI's taxonomy places the organism in Eukaryota, Metazoa, Chordata, Aves, Eurypygiformes, Eurypygidae. Gene Ontology annotation, biological process: positive regulation of GTPase activity. Gene Ontology annotation, molecular function: phosphatidylinositol bisphosphate binding; GTPase activator activity. Bases 1 to 1188 code for a protein of 395 amino acids.